Molecule: messenger RNA, 435 nt
Organism: Panicum hallii
Lineage: Eukaryota; Viridiplantae; Streptophyta; Magnoliopsida; Poales; Poaceae
Product: RING-H2 finger protein ATL56-like
Exons: 1
Coding region: 1-435 (144 amino acids)
Source: RefSeq, a predicted model, not a curated record
AUGGCGGGAACCCGCUCCGUCGUCUUCCUCGACGCCGGCCUCGCGAUGCUGUUCGUCGCCAACGUCGUGCUGCUGCUCUGGGCGCUGAACCGGUGCUGCCGAGCACAAGCCUCGUCCCGCGUAGUCGGGGAGCGCGCGGAGGAGGAAGGCGGUGGCGGCCUUUCGGCCGAGCAGGUCGGCGAGCUUCCGUGCCACGAGUGCAAGGAGGGGCCCGGCGGCGGCGAGUGCGCGGUGUGCCUGGAGGCGUUCCGCGCGGGCGACCGGCGCAGGGUGUUGCCGGGUUGCGAGCACGGGUUCCACGCGGAGUGCGUGGACACGUGGCUGCGUAAGAGCCGCCGGUGCCCCAUCUGCCGCGCCGCGGAGGUGGCCGGUGAGGGCAAGAACGCCGGCGAGGUGGAGGAGGCUACCGCCGUGGAGAUCGUUAACGGAAGAUAG